This is a messenger RNA of Annulohypoxylon maeteangense, 282 nucleotides long. RefSeq lists its product as uncharacterized. The transcript is spliced from 2 exons. The record is from RefSeq and is a predicted model, not a curated record. Bases 1 to 282 code for a protein of 93 amino acids. Lineage: Eukaryota; Fungi; Ascomycota; Sordariomycetes; Xylariales; Hypoxylaceae.
AUGUCUUCUGCUACAACAUCUAAAAAGCCACAAUCCACUUCGCCCACUUCUCUAUCAUCAAAGUCGAACAAGGAGCACCCCGACUCCGAUACUAGCACCAAGCAAAGUGAUUCGAAAAGAAUAACAAAAGAAGAGCUGGACAAGAUGUUCCGUGAUGCUGCGGAAGAGUGCGCUAAGACGACUCACGAAGAGGCACUCAAGAAACACCCAUGGCUAAAAUACUACAUGAAAGCCACUCCAACCACUGCUGAUCAGGUGCCGGAUCUUUGGGACGAAAUUUGA